AGCCCAAAAGCAUCACUACCCAUAUGAUAAUUCAUCGCCAUUGCAGCCAUAACAAAUUUGAGCCCACUUAUCUGGCAACAAAGUAGUAAUAGUUGCUUUCAAGUCAAUUCUUGCGCCACCUUCUCUCGUAGUAGCUAUUCUUGUAGCUAUGUGCUAAUCUGCGUUAAACAAUGCAAACUCUGGCCUGUGUUAACAUCAAUGAUAUGCCACCGUUUUAGCCGCUGUCUGUCCACUGUCCCGAUAUCGGUCUCGCAAACGCUGCGCAACCCGCAAGCGCAUUUGUUCCAAUGCAACAAAAAGAUUCAAGAACUCGGCAAACUUGGCCGAGUUAAGGAUGCCCGUCACCUGUUCGAUACAAUGCCUCAGAGAGACGCUGUCUCAUGGAAUUCUAUGAUAUCUGUCUAUUUACAAAAUAACAAAAUCCCAGAUGCUAAAUCACUUUUCGAUGCUUUUGAAUACAAAAAUGUAAGAACUUGGACAAUUUUGCUAUCUGGUUAUGCAAAAGCUGGGCUCAUUGAAGAAGCUGAAACUUUUUUUCGAUCAAUGCCGGAGCGUAAUGUAGUAAGUUGGAAUGCAAUGUUAGCUGGGUUUGUGCAGAAUGGUGAUUUAAGGAAUGCUAGAAAGUGUUUCUAUGAAAUGCCUGAGAGGAAUGUUUCUUCGUGGAAUUCGAUUAUAACUGGGUAUUGUAAAAGCGGAUUGAUGAAGGAAGCAAGAGAAUUGUUUGAUAGGAUGGAAGAGAGGAGUUCUGUUUCUUGGAUGGUGAUGGCUUCUGGGUAUGUUGAGAUAAGCCAGUAUAGAGAAGGAUGGUGUGUCUUUUUGAUGAUGAUGAAUAGUGGAGUGAGACCUGAUCAGGCAGUUUUUGUGGUUGGAUUGUCAGCUAUAAUGGGUUUUAAUGAUUUGGGUAUGAUUGGUAGUUUCAGGACCCUAGUUAUGAAAAUGGGGUAUGAGGAGGAUGUGGUGGUAGCGACUGCUAUUUUGAAUGCAUAUGCGAGGUGUGGGAGUUUGGAUGAUGCCUUUAAGUUUUUUGAGUCGAUGCCUGCAAGGAAUGAGUACUCAUUGACUAGCAUGAUUGCUGCCUUUUCUCAACGUGGUAGAUUGGAUGAUGCAAUUGCAUUGUAUGAGAAGGAUAGUAAACAAGGCGAUGCUACAAGGACUACAAUUAUUGCUGCAUAUAUGCACAACGGCAGGAUUGAUGAGGCCAAACACAUAUUUGAUGAGAUUGUGAACCCGAAUGUGGUAGCCUGGAAUGCUAUGCUUGGUGGAUAUGCUCAGAAUGGAAUGCUUGAAGAAGCAAAAGCUAUUUUCUUGCAAAUGCCUGUUAGAAAUGCAGUAUCUUGGGCAGCCAUGAUUGGUGGUUUUGUACAGAAUGGAAAUGGUAAAGAAGGUUUGAAGUUGUUUACUGAGCUUCACAGAACUGGGAUGAUUCCAACUCAUUCAUGCUUUACCAGUGCUUUAUUUGCUUGUGCCAACAUUGGGGAUGUUGAAAUUGGUAAACAGAUACAUUCUCUUUCUAUCAAGAUGAGGUGUCAGUCCAAUCCAUUUGUGGGAAAUGGUUUGAUUUCCAUGUAUGCAAAAUGCAACAGUGUAGAAGAUGUUUCCCACGUAUUUAACUCGAUGAAUGUGAGAGACACUGUCUCGUGGAACUCACUUGUUUCUGGGCUUUCAUGGAACUACUUGCUGAAUGAUGCACAAAACACUUUUGAUAACAUGCCAACGCGGGAUGCAGUGUCUUGGGCUGCCAUCAUAUCAGCGCACGUGCAUGCUGAUCAGGGAGAAAUUGCCUGGCAAUUGUUCCUUGACAUGUUGUCAGCUGGACUCAAACCAAAUGACUUAACCAUUACUAGUCUUCUAAGUGCAUGUGGCAAUCUUGGCGUAACCAAGCUCGGAGAACAGUUUCAUGCGUUGGUCUUAAAGCAUGGAUUUAAUUCAUGUUUACAUGUGUGUAAUGCUCUUAUAUCCAUGUACUUCAAAUGUGGUAAUGUGGAUGGCCUGUAUGUCUUUGAGGAGAUGAUUGACAGAGACAUAGUCACAUGGAAUACAGUCUUAGCUGGAUGUGCACAAAAUGGACUAUGUAAAGAAGCAACCAAGGUUUUCGAGCAAAUGGCAGAAGCAGAAGUUUUUCCCGAUGAAAUAAGCUUUUUAGGUGUUUUAAGUGCUUGUAGUCAUGCGGGGUUAGUUAAUGAAGGAUGGGACUAUUUCAUUUCCAUGAGCCAGGAUUAUGGAAUAAUCCCUUCACUUUAUCACUAUACUGUCAUGAUCAAUCUCCUUGGGAGGGCUGGACAGCUUUCAGAAGCUGAAGCCCUCAUUCAAUAUAUGCCUGUAAAAGCAGAUUGUGUUAUUUGGGAUGCACUUCUUGCUGCUUGUAGAGUGCACCGGAACAUGGAACUUGGCCAGAGGGUUGCUGAAAAGCUUUGCCAAAUGGGGACACAGAAACCUGGGACCUAUGUCUUAUUAUCAAAUAUAUAUGCAUAUCAAGGCAUGUGGAGCAAAGCAAGAGAAAUAAGGAAAUUGAUGAAACACAAUGUUGUAGAAAAAGAACCAAUCACCUGGAUUCAGAUCAGGAACAAGCUGCACUAUUUCCUUAUGGGAUAUGAGAAACAUGAUGAGUUUAAAGAGAUUUGCUUGAAAUUGUGGGACUUCUAUAGAUGCUUCAGAGCAUCAGUUUAUGUACCAGAUGCUAACUCUGUUUUAUAUGAUGUCACAGAGGAACACAAAGAGAAUGAGGCUCUUUACCAUGGUGAGAAACUUGCCCUUGUAUAUGGGGUUUUGAGAACACCAAAUGGCGCUCCUGUUCAGAUUAUGAAGAAUCUUCGAAUUUGUGUUGACUGCCAUUCUUUUAUGAAAUUCAUGUCCAAGGCUACCCAGCGUAAGAUUAUUAUUCGAGAUGGGAAUCAAUUACACCAUAUCCAGGAUGGCACAUGUUCAUGUGGGGAUUAUUGGUGAGUUUGGUGUAGUGAAAGCAUCAAACGUUUUGAUCCAUUCUCUCAAGCACAUAUUUUGUGCAAUUGCUGGCCCCAAGACAUAAUGGUACUCAUAUUUUGCUCAGGUUCUUUCUACCCUUGCUCUUUUGUCUUCCUUACACGGAACUCUUUUUCUGAGUAUUUACUUGUCUCACAGCAAAAGAAACAUUUAUGAGGCUACACUGGAAAAGCCAGUAGUUGAUUGUGAUCAUUACAACAACUAUGCAGAUGCUCUAACUUGUGUUAAUUGCCAGAUGAGAAAUUUAUAAGAUUCUCGUGAGAUUUUAUAUUGUCAGCGGGAUUGUGAGAGCUUGGUUUAUCUCAGGUAUUAAGCAGACAGAACAGGCUGUGAAUCAUAGCUUAAUCAGAUUCAUGAAUGAUGGACAGGCAGUUCCUGUUGACAUAGUAACUUAAAAAGGCAAGAUUGAGAAAAUGGUUGAUAAGCAUUUGAUGGUUGCACUUAUUAUUAUUUUUUCUGAUGGGAGUUCGGUAUAGGGAUUCAUCUAAUAAUAUAAAGGCUGGUCGGUUAAUGAGGGUCCCUUUCAGAGAUUAAUCACCAUAGUUGGUAAUGAUUCUGAAGUUGUAGAGAUUUUAGCUGCCUGAUUUGCGAUCCUUGCCAUUCUGUGAGAAAAGUCAUUUCUUUGCUAACUUCAGAAAUGAUGCUCCUAAUGUCACAAAUGGGUUCCAUGAGAGCUCUGCGUUGCUCAUUCCAGGCAGAUUCCUAGAUCAAUUUGUUCAGAGACUGCUUGCAGUAGACAGAAGAUUUUUGCAACCUUCUUUCUCUUGUACAGAAAUCAAUGCUCCGAGGCAACUCCACAAUUUCAUUGCAGUGGUGGAGAGUAAAGUAUUAUGCCUCUUUGCAAAAUCUCCCCUCCUUGAAAAAUACAUUGCUGAAGAGAACACCUUUGCUAGGGAUCACUCACGUGAUGCUGGAAUAUGAUGGGGAAGACCUUAAAAGAUAAGUCUUAAAUCCUAAUAAGAUCUUAGGCUUUAUCAGCCAUGGAGGAUUUUUGGUAUAUGUUUUACCUGUAAUUUGUAUUUUCUUCCAGCAAGCUAGACAUCAGUUUGCAUAUAAGACUUUUCUCCAGCACUAUAGUUUGUCUUUUGGAGAUCAUAAGUUUUGUGAGUGUAUUCCGUAGCACUUCAUUAUGGGAAGUGCAUCAUAAUAAAAAAAUUCAAGCAAUUGCUUCUUUACUGAUUCAAA
Messenger RNA from Ricinus communis (castor bean), 4164 nucleotides. RefSeq names its product pentatricopeptide repeat-containing protein At4g02750. Lineage: Eukaryota; Viridiplantae; Streptophyta; Magnoliopsida; Malpighiales; Euphorbiaceae. Gene Ontology annotation, molecular function: protein binding; RNA binding; zinc ion binding. Bases 199 to 2943 code for a protein of 914 amino acids. The record is from RefSeq and is a predicted model, not a curated record. The transcript has 4 exons. Gene Ontology annotation, biological process: RNA modification.